Molecule: messenger RNA, 2385 nt
Organism: Mercenaria mercenaria
Lineage: Eukaryota; Metazoa; Mollusca; Bivalvia; Venerida; Veneridae
Product: neuroendocrine convertase 1-like
Exons: 15
Coding region: 430-2385 (651 amino acids)
Biological process (GO): protein processing
Cellular component (GO): trans-Golgi network; Golgi membrane
Molecular function (GO): serine-type endopeptidase activity
Source: RefSeq, a predicted model, not a curated record
UAAAGCAAUGCUGUGCGCAAAAUGUAUGUAAAUAUUCAUGAGGACAUUAUAUUGUCGCUAGAACUGAAGAACGCUGAAGCAGUAAUAACGCUUUUUCUCUGAGAAAAAAAAACUGCGGUAAUUUGAUGAAAUAGUUUGAAUUGAUAUAAUUUUUAUAUAAGGAAAUUAAGAGUAAAGACAUAGCGUGUGUACAUUUGAAUUCAAAUACAAACUGCAUAUCAUUCUAUGUGGGACUUAACACCUGUCGGUUGAUGGAAUUUUUCACACAACUUCGUAUUAUCUCUUCAAGUCUUUAGGGACAUGUCCGCGUCCUUAUCUACAGAUCCUUAUUGUCUUAUUCGUUCGGAUUUUUUAAUGCGUCUUUGGAUCUUAAAGAAAGAGUUUGAAAAUUAUUUUAUAAAACAUCUGUGUUAAGACCCUGGGGUUGAUAUGAGUUCAAAAAUAGUGGCACUUUUUAUAUUGAUAGCAAUUCAAAAUGUAGAAUCACUAGAGUCUGAGAAAGACCAUUUCACGAACACUUGGGCGGCCCACAUCUUAGGAGGACCGGAAGUAGCUAAGCGCGUCGCAGAAGAACAUGGAUAUGAAGUAGUCAGAAAGUUACGAGCAUUCGAAGACCAUUAUGUAUUAAUACAUAACGACGUCCCUCACAGAUCCAAACGAAGCGCGGACGAACACACCCAGAAACUAGAAAAGGACCACAGGGUCAAAUGGGUAGAGCAACAAAUCGCUAAAUCACGGGCUAAACGAGAUGUGGCAAUAACUUUGAGGAGCAAGUCAGAAAAUAGAUUUAACGACGAUCUUUGGCCAAAAGAAUGGUAUCUCCUGGAUACACGUAACGGAAACGUGGAACUACCAAAGCUUGAUCUCAACGUAAUAAAAGUCUGGAACCAGGGUAUAACAGGAAAAGGCAUUGUCGUUACUGUACUUGAUGACGGCAUUGAACACAACCACACAGAUAUACACAGGAACUACGAUCCUAAAGCAAGUUGCGAUUUGAACGGCAAUGAUGAAGAUCCUUUCCCUAGAUACGACCCUACUAACGAGAACAAACACGGUACAAGAUGUGCAGGUGAGAUAGCAAUGGUUGAAAACAAUGGAUUCUGUGGUGUUGGAAUUGCAUACAAUGCCAAAAUAGGAGGUGUACGAAUGUUGGACGGAUCCGUUACCGAUGCACUGGAAGGGGAGGCAAUCGGUUUCAACCAUGAAUAUAUAGAUGUGUACAGUGCUAGUUGGGGACCAAAUGAUGAUGGAAAAACAGUAGAAGGUCCGGGGAAACUAGCUACAGAAGCAUUUGAAAGAGGAAUAACUCAAGGUCGUGGUGGCAAAGGUGUUAUCUACGCAUGGGCAUCUGGAAAUGGAGGUAGUCUUGGCGACAACUGUGAUUGUGACGGCUAUACCGGAAGUAUUUACACCAUGUCUAUCAGUAGUGCCUCUCAAAAACAACUUUCCCCGUGGUACGCAGAAAAGUGCGCUUCAACUUUAGCCACAGCCUAUUCUAGCGGUGCUUAUAACGACCAACGAAUAACUAGUGCAGACCUCCAUAAUACAUGUACGCAAGGACAUACCGGAACUUCCGCCGCUGCCCCUCUGGCUGCUGGGAUAUUUGCCCUCGUGUUGGAGGCUAACCCGAAUAUAACUUGGAGAGAUAUGCAACAUAUUGUAACAUGGACCGCAGAAUAUUCGUCAUUGAAGGACAAUGAAGGUUGGAAACAGAAUGGAGCGGGUUUUUGGAUAAAUUCCGCAUUCGGCUUCGGACUAUUAAAUGCUGCCGAAAUGGUAGCGUUGGCUAACCCGCUUACAUGGAAAACAGUUCCAGAGAAGUCCAUAUGUUCUGUUGUGACGUCAUAUAGCUCAAACUUACCUAUUAAUUUAAAAAGCAAACAAGAACUUUCAAUUCAGAUGACAUCUGAAGGCUGUGAAGGUCAACCAAACGAAGUCAACUAUCUGGAGCACGUGCAACUAGUGUUAACUAUGAGUUAUUCUAAACGUGGAGCACUCUCAGUGGACCUUACCUCCCCUACAGGUAACAAGACCAUGUUAUUGUCUGAAAGAAACAGCGAUGAAAACAGUGAUGGGUUUCAAAACUGGUCUUUCAUGUCGGUACAUAAUUGGGGAGAAAGUCCUCACGGAGUUUGGGAGCUUCUAAUCAGGGAUCGGGUAGGACAUAAUUAUGAAGGGGUCGUGAAGUCUGUGAAGCUAAUUCUACAUGGCACAAAAACACAACCAGAUCACGUGAUCAAAUCUAACGGUGUCCGUCAAUACAAUCACAACUAUAAUGAUGUAUAUGUGGAAAGAAAGUGUGGUGACGUAAUCAGUCCGUCUCUGCGGUGGGUAGGGAUAGAGUGCGAAAUGGACAAAUAUAUCCUUAAAAUGACCAACAUGUAG